This is a messenger RNA of Diospyros lotus (date-plum), 2036 nucleotides long. RefSeq names its product BTB/POZ domain and ankyrin repeat-containing protein COCH-like. The coding region runs from base 276 to 1733 and encodes 485 amino acids. Gene Ontology annotation, molecular function: protein binding. Gene Ontology annotation, biological process: plant organ development. The transcript has 3 exons. NCBI's taxonomy places the organism in Eukaryota, Viridiplantae, Streptophyta, Magnoliopsida, Ericales, Ebenaceae. The record is from RefSeq and is a predicted model, not a curated record.
CAGCUGUCAGCCGCCCAGGAUGGCCAAAAAUCGCUCUCUUAUUCUCCUCCUCCUCCUCCUCCUUCAGUCUUCCCCUUUUCUCCGAUAAAGAAAAAUAUCCAACGCCAGGAACUCCUCCACUGAGAGAAAGAAUGUCACAAGAAAUUUGCAGGAAAUUAUCAGACAACCGAACAAACCUCCUCCUAAUCCCCUCUUCCAUCUCCAUAUAAACAAACAGAAACCUCGAUCUCUCUCUCAUCUCCAUCUCUCCCUCUCCACAACAAUUAAUACCAACCAUGAGCGUUGAAGACUCCUUGAGAUCUCUCUCUCUCGACUAUCUCAACCUCCUCAUCGACGGCCAGGCCUUCAGCGACGUAACCUUCAGCGUCGAGGGCCGUCUCGUCCAUGCCCACCGCUGCAUAUUGGCGGCCAGAAGCCUCUUCUUCAGGAAGUUCUUCUUCAGUCCGGACACGGCGGACCCGUCUAGAGUGAGAUUCGUGUCGCCGUCGGCUAGGGGGUCAAGUCUUCCAGUGAUACCGGUGAAUUCGGUGGGCUACGAGGUGUUCUUGCUGAUGCUGCAGUUUCUGUACAGUGGCCAGGUUUCGGUUGCGCCCCAGAAGCAUGAGCCCAGGCCUAAUUGCGGCGAGAGAGGCUGCUGGCAUACGCAUUGCACCGCUGCCGUUGAUCUUGCUCUCGACACCCUUGCUGCCGCUAGAUCCUUCGGGGUUGAACAGCUCGCGUUGCUUACUCAGAAGCAAUUGGAAAGCAUUGUGGAGAAGGCCUCAAUUGAGGACGUUAUGAAAGUUCUCAUAGCUUCAAGAAAGCAUGACAUGCACCAGCUUUGGUCUACUUGUUCCCAUUUAGUCUCAAAAUCUGGCCUCCCACCAGAAAUCCUAGCCAAGCACCUCCCCAUCGACGUCGUUGCCAAGAUCGAGGAGCUCCGAUCAAUCGCCCGCCGAUCCCUAAUCACCCACCACCACGACCCCCGUGAUCUCACCGCCACAGCUGACCUCGAAGACCAGAAAAUUUUCCGAAUGAGACGAGCACUAGAUUCGUCUGAUGUCGAGCUCGUCAAGCUCAUGGUCAUGGGGGAAGGCCUGAAUCUCGACGAAGCAUUGGCACUACAUUACGCCGUUCAGAAUUGCAGCCGAGAAGUGGUGAAAGCCUUGCUGGAGCUAGGCGCUGCAGAUGUUGACUACCCGGCCGGGCCGACGGGGAAAACGGCGCUUCAUAUUGCGGCCGAGAUGGUGUCGCCAGACAUGGUGGCCGUGCUUCUGGACCAUCAUGCCGAUCCAAACGUCAGGACCAUUGAUGGAAUCACUCCUCUCGAUGUUCUUCGAACCCUAACUUCGGACUUUCUAUUCAAAGGGGCCGUGCCGGGAAUAAUCCUUAUAGAACCCAACAAGCUCAGGCUUUGUUUGGAGCUGGUUCAAUCUGCAGCAAUGGUGAUUUCUCGUGAAGAAGGGAGUGGCAACAAUGGCGCCUCUUCUGCGCCAAUUUAUAAUCCUUCAAUGGCUGAUGAUCGUAACAGUAGCAGUAGCGGCGGCGACGUCAGUAAUCUUACCCUAAAUCCGAGAAUGGCUUAUCUCAAUAUGCGUAGUCCAGCUCGAAUUAGGGUAAAAAUGGAUGAAGGAGAAGAAAGAGGCCACAACAAUCAGAGGGAAGCCAUGAAUCUUCUUGGAUCACAAGCUAGCUGUGACCCCUCCUUGUACCGGCACCCUCACGAGGCUUCAACGGUGGAUCAUAUUGAAUGAGAUGAACAAUCGAGAAGGGGUUUGCUCAUGCGAUAAGACAAGGAGAAUCUAAGUUUUGCAGUGGAUGGAAAUGAUGCACAGGUCAAUCUUUUCAAUCCCCGGCCUAACACUAUCUCCUUUUGUAUUUAUUGGGAUAUAUCUAAUGUAAUAUUGGACUAUUUCAUGUGACCAAUUAUUUUCUUGUCCCCCACCCACCUUUCAUGGCAUAAAGGGAACACAACUAAUUUAGUUAAUAAUCAAUUCAUAACCUUUAAGUGUGAAUGAAAAAUUUAUUUACGUGCAUGCACAUGAGAAUAAUUAAUG